GUGUAUCACAGGAGACAGCCUCUCCUUCGCUCAGAGGUGGUCAGAGGUCUCUUCAGCACCUCCUCGGCGCUGUUCAUGUGCGUCCUUUAACAUAUCCGCGCUCUCCAGCUGGUGCCAGUCACAGAGCGCGCCACACCACGAGCGCAUAGGCGCUUUUAGCAGAGCAAAGCGGCUUUUAUACAUUAUGUACUUGUCCGACCUUUUUUUUUAAUUUCGUUCUCCUCGUGUUAAAUGCACGCUACAUAAUUGGAUUAUUAAAAUGGAAAUUCACAUUCCAGAGAUGUUUUUUUCACUACGCCGCCGGUGAGACAAACUUGAAGAUGAAUCUGCCAUAAACACUGAAAUACUUCCUUGCAGGAGUGUCGUAUGUCUUAUGUAAAUAGUGAGAUCAAAUCCAGCUGCAGGUGAUGCCAUAAUCCACAGACAGUGAGGUAUCAUGGACUCCUGGAUCUUCCCAUCAUCCCCUCCGAACCUCUCGGAGCACCUCAUGUAUGAUAGCUUUGAGCAGGGCAAUGAGACCAAUCUCCAAGGGAACUACACAGACCACAGCUUCAACAAAACCAGCACGGUGGUCAUCACCUGCCUGUACUUUCUGGUUUGUACCGUGGGGCUCUGUGGGAACGCCCUUGUCAUCUACGUCAUCCUGCGCUAUGCUAAGAUGAAGACAGUUACCAACAUCUACAUCCUCAACCUGGCAGUGGCUGAUGUGCUCUUCAUGCUGGGCCUGCCGUUCAUCGCCAUCCAGCUGGCGCUGGUUCAUUGGCCGUUUGGUCCCGUGCUCUGCAGGGUGGUGAUGACUGUUGACUCCUUGAACCAGUUCACAUCCAUCUUCUGCCUGAUGGUCAUGAGCAUUGACCGCUACCUGGCUGUGGUGCAUCCGAUUAAGUCCACAAAGUGGCGCAAGCCACGCAUGGCCAAGACUAUUAACAUAGCAGUGUGGGGGGUGUCACUGAUGGUUAACCUUCCCAUUGUUUUCUACAGUGGGAUCAUCACAAAGCAUGAUGGCUGCUUCUGCACGAUCGUGUGGCCUGAGCCUGAAGAGGCCUACUACACAGCGUUUAUGUUCUACACCUUCAUCCUGGGCUUCUUGCUGCCCCUCAUGGUCAUCUGCCUUUGCUACUUGUUCAUCAUCAUUAAGGUGAAAUCCUCAGGCAUCCGUGUGGGUUCAUCCAAGAGGAAACGGUCAGAGAGGAAGGUGACUCGGAUGGUGUCCAUCGUGGUGGCAGUGUUUGUCUUCUGCUGGCUUCCUUUCUACGUCUUCAACGUCACCUCGGUGACGGGAACAAUCAGCACCACUCCCAUCCUGAGGAGCACCUUUGCGUUUGUGGUGGUUCUUGGAUACGCCAACAGCUGCGCCAACCCAAUCCUCUAUGCAUUCCUGUCGGAGAACUUCAAGAAGAGUUUCCAGAAUGUUUUAUGUCUAAAGAAGGUGGGUGGGCUGGAUGAGGUAGAUCGAAGCGAUAGCCGGCAGGAUAAGUCUCGCAUGAUGAAUGACCCCACGGAGACCCAAAGUACUCUGCUGAAUGGCGACCUGCAGACCAGCAUCUGAGGAGGAAGGUCGUAGGACUCAUACAGACAGGCAUCUCUUUGAAACUAAGGGGAGUGGGCUCUUAAAUCUGUAGAAUAUCUGUAAGAUCACAUCAGAGAUGGUGAAAACAUA
Molecule: messenger RNA, 1660 nt
Organism: Larimichthys crocea (large yellow croaker)
Lineage: Eukaryota; Metazoa; Chordata; Actinopteri; Sciaenidae
Product: somatostatin receptor type 2
Exons: 2
Coding region: 437-1549 (370 amino acids)
Biological process (GO): cellular response to estradiol stimulus; cellular response to glucocorticoid stimulus; neuropeptide signaling pathway
Cellular component (GO): plasma membrane; neuron projection
Molecular function (GO): somatostatin receptor activity; neuropeptide binding
Source: RefSeq, a predicted model, not a curated record